GCCCAGCCUCCGCCUCCGUAGUUUGCGUCUUCUGCAGAGCCCGGGCCGCGCAGCCGACCUCGCCGGUCCGCCCUGCGAUCCCUUUCUCUGCCCCAGCCGCAUCCCGGCCUCACAAGCCUCGUCCCAGAGAAGCUCUAUGUCGGCCUCCCCAGCCUACAGCGAAGACAAGGGCGGCUCCGCCGGCCCCGGGGAGCCCGAGUAUGGCCACGAUCCAGCGAGCGGCGGCAUCUUCUCCUCGGACUACAAGCGGCAUGAUGACCUUAAAGAGAUGCUGGACACCAACAAGGACUCCCUCAAGCUGGAGGCCAUGAAGAGGAUUGUGGCGAUGAUUGCCCGGGGAAAGAAUGCCUCCGACCUGUUUCCUGCAGUGGUGAAGAAUGUAGCCUGUAAGAACAUAGAGGUGAAGAAGCUUGUCUAUGUGUACCUGGUGCGCUAUGCGGAGGAGCAACAAGACCUGGCCCUGCUGUCCAUUUCUACCUUCCAGCGUGGGUUAAAGGACCCCAACCAGCUGAUUCGGGCCAGCGCCCUCCGUGUCCUCUCUAGCAUCCGUGUGCCAAUCAUAGUGCCCAUCAUGAUGCUGGCCAUCAAAGAAGCUGCUUCGGACAUGUCACCCUACGUCCGGAAAACAGCUGCCCAUGCAAUCCCUAAACUGUACAGUUUGGACUCUGACCAGAAAGACCAGCUAAUAGAAGUGAUUGAGAAGCUUCUGGCGGACAAAACCACACUGGUGGCCGGCAGCGUGGUGAUGGCCUUCGAGGAGGUGUGCCCCGAGCGCAUCGAUCUCAUUCACAAAAACUACCGGAAACUGUGCAACUUGCUCAUCGACGUGGAGGAGUGGGGCCAGGUUGUCAUCAUCAGCAUGCUCACCCGCUACGCGCGCACCCAGUUCCUGAGCCCCACCCAGAACGAAUCCCUGCUAGAGGAAAACCCGGAGAAAGCCUUCUAUGGCUCGGAGGAGGAUGAGGCCAAGGGACCCGGGCCCGAGGAGGCUGCCGCCACCGCGCUGCCCGCCCGAAAGCCCUACGUCAUGGACCCCGACCACCGGCUGCUGCUGCGGAACACAAAGCCCCUGCUGCAGAGCCGCAGCGCCGCCGUGGUCAUGGCGGUGGCGCAGCUCUACUUCCACUUGGCCCCCAAGGCGGAGGUGGGCGUCAUCGCCAAGGCGCUCCUACUCCAGUGAGCCCCUCAGCUCGGAAGCACUCAGCUUCACUUCCAUAGUGAGGUGCAGUACGUCGUGCUGCAGAACGUGGCCACUAUGUCCAUCAAGCGCCGGGGCAUGUUUGAGCCGUACCUGAAGAGCUUCUACAUCAGGUCCACCGACCCCACCCAGAUCAAGAUCCUGAAGCUGGAAGUGCUGACCAACCUAGCCAAUGAGACCAACAUCCCAACUGUCCUUCGGGAGUUCCAGACCUACAUUCGCAGCAUGGACAAAGAUUUUGUGGCGGCCACGAUCCAGGCUAUUGGACGCUGUGCAACGAACAUCGGCCGUGUCCGGGACACCUGUCUCAACGGACUGGUGCAGCUGCUGUCCAACCGCGAUGAGCUAGUGGUUGCCGAGUCAGUGGUCGUCAUUAAGAAGCUGCUGCAGAUGCAGCCCGCACAGCACGGGGAGAUCAUCAAGCACUUGGCAAAGCUCACAGACAACAUCCAGGUGCCCAUGGCCCGAGCCAGCAUCCUGUGGCUCAUUGGUGAGUACUGUGAGCAUGUUCCCAGGAUUGCACCCGACGUUCUGAGAAAAAUGGCCAAGUCCUUCACAGCAGAGGAGGAUAUUGUCAAGCUGCAGGUCAUAAACUUGGCAGCCAAGCUCUAUCUGACCAACUCUAAGCAGACCAAACUGCUGACCCAGUACGUCCUGAGCCUGGCCAAGUAUGACCAGAACUACGAUAUCCGGGACCGAGCCCGCUUCACCAGGCAGCUUAUUGUCCCUUCGGAGCAGGGUGGGGCCCUCAGCCGUCAUGCCAAGAAGCUCUUCCUGGCCCCCAAACCAGCCCCUGUCUUGGAAUCUUCCUUCAAAGAUCGGGAUCACUUCCAGCUGGGCUCCCUGUCCCACCUGCUCAAUGCCAAGGCCACGGGUUACCAGGAACUCCCAGACUGGCCAGAGGAAGCCCCAGACCCAUCUGUGCGCAACGUGGAGGUUCCUGAGUGGACCAAGUGCUCAAAUCGAGAGAAGAGGAAGGAGAAGGAGAAGCCUUUCUACUCAGAUUCGGAGGGGGAGUCUGGGCCCACAGAGUCAGCAGACAGUGACCCUGCAUCUGAAAGUGAGUCGGACAGUAAGAGCAGCAGCGAGAGCAGCUCUGGGGAGGCCAGCAGUGAGUCCGACGAUGAAGAUGAGGAUGAGGACAAAGGGAGGAGCAGUGACAGUGAGCUGAGUGAGCAUGGUCAGAGGAAGAAGACGAAGAAGAAGAAGGUGCCGGAGGGACACAGAGAAGGCUCGUCCUCAGAUGAGGGCAGCAACUCCAGCAGCAACUCUUCCGAGUCGGAAGCGACAUCAGAGUCGGAGUCGGAGCAAGUGGAACCCGCCCCUUGGAGGAGAAAAACCCCUCCAAGCAGCAAAAGUGCCCCUGCAGCCAAGGAGCUCUCCCUGCUCGACCUAGAGGACUGUGCCCCCAAACUGCCUGCUGGCAUCAGCAUCCAGGAGUUUCCAGAAAUCGAGUCCCUGGCACCUGGAGAAUCCACUACUGCUGUAAUGGGCAUUAAUUUCUGUGACUCUACCCAGGCAGCCAACUUCCAGCUGUGCACCCAGACCCGGCAGUUCUACGUCUCCAUUCAGCCUCCCGUGGGGGAGCUGAUGGCACCUGUGUUCAUGAGUGAGAAUGAGUUCAAGAAGGAGCAGGGAAAGCUGACAGGCAUGAGUGAGAUCACAGAGAAGCUCACGCUGCCGGAAACCUGUCGAAGUGACCACAUUGUCAUGCAGAAAGUGACUGCCACUGCCAACCUGGGUCGUGUCCCCUGUGGGACAGCUGACGAGUACAGGUUUGCAGGGAGGACACUGACCAGCGGGAGCCUCGUCCUGCUGACCCUGGAUGCCCAGUCCCCUGGAGCUGCACAGCUGACCGUCAACAGCGAGAAGAUGGUAAUUGGUACCAUGUUGGUGAAGGAAGUGGUCCACGCCCUGACCCAGUGACUCCUAAAUCCAUGACCUCCUCUUUGGCCCCUGCUUGCCUUUCCCCCAGACAUCUGGGCAUCUGGAUUGCCAGCGCCUCCCUCUCUUCCCCUAUCAAUCUCCUCUUGCCAGAUAGCAUCCAGGGCAGCCUUUUUCUCUGGUCCUUACCAGGCUACAUACACCUCAUUCCCACUCCCCCUCUACAUGGGUUCCUCAGUGGCCGGGGCCAUGAGACAGCAACUGCUCCCUCCCAGCUUUCUGUAGCUAUUGAUGGAGCAGAUUCCCAAUAAAACGUCUUCUCCCUA
Messenger RNA from Echinops telfairi (small Madagascar hedgehog), 3408 nucleotides. RefSeq names its product adaptor related protein complex 3 subunit beta 2 (gene AP3B2). Lineage: Eukaryota; Metazoa; Chordata; Mammalia; Afrosoricida; Tenrecidae. Gene Ontology annotation, biological process: vesicle-mediated transport; anterograde synaptic vesicle transport; intracellular protein transport. Gene Ontology annotation, cellular component: membrane coat; AP-3 adaptor complex. The record is from RefSeq and is a predicted model, not a curated record. The transcript has 25 exons.